AUGACGCGAAUGAAAUUUGAACAAUUUACAACAUCGUCCACGCAUCGAACCUUUGAAAAUGUCAUAAAUGAAAGUAAUAAUGGUGGAAAUAGAUCAAAAACCAUGUGGAUUCCACAAGGUUAUCAAGUGACUAUCGCUUUUUGGGCUUUGGCAUUUUUACUCUUCACAUUAACUACGACCUCUUCUAUCAUUAUGGGAUUGAAUCGAAAUCUUUUACAUGAAGAAAAUGGUCCUGUUAUGAGAAGGAACAAAAUAUUUUUAUAUGCGAAUGGUUGUCUCUAUGGCACUUUUUGGUUUCAUUGUACUUUUAUUAUUUUCAUCUUGACAUUUUAUGGAAGGAAUUUAUUAAGAAUGACAGAAGAAAGUUUUAUGCUCACAGGAAUUCAAGACGCGGGUAAUAGCAAUUUUCCUGAUAGAAUAAAAACAAGCUACGAAAAGUUGUUAAGUGCUCUUUGGAUUGGCUUGUUGUAUAUCGUCAUAUCAAAUUUUGCACCUUCGAUAUGCCUUUUUGUGAUUUUAAUUGCAAUUUUACGAGCGGAAAUGAAUCCGGACCAAGAAGCAGCCACCGCAAUAGCAGUUAUUGAACUGAAUGAGAUAAAUACAUAUUUUUCAGACAUUGAAUCUUGA
Messenger RNA from Funneliformis geosporum, 627 nucleotides. The record is from the annotation of a GenBank genome assembly. Lineage: Eukaryota; Fungi; Glomeromycota; Glomeromycetes; Glomerales; Glomeraceae.